This is a messenger RNA of Colletotrichum godetiae, 963 nucleotides long. RefSeq lists its product as uncharacterized. Bases 1 to 963 code for a protein of 320 amino acids. The record is from RefSeq and is a predicted model, not a curated record. Lineage: Eukaryota; Fungi; Ascomycota; Sordariomycetes; Glomerellales; Glomerellaceae. The transcript has 2 exons. Gene Ontology annotation, molecular function: oxidoreductase activity.
AUGCCCCUCCCACAGUACACCUACAACGGUCCAAUCGACCACACUAUCAUCCCUGAUCGCAACAACGUCAAGGGAAAGUCGAUUAUAAUUACAGGCGGUGCCAAUGGUAUGGGCGAGACAUGUGUACGGUCUUUCGUUGCAGCUGGUGCUUUUGUCACUUUCGGCGAUGUUAAUGCCAGGGGCAAAGAUAUCGAGCAAGAACUGAAUGCAAAUGGUGUGUGUUGCACGUUUGUUAAAUGCGACAUCAGAGACUGGGAUCAGCAGAAAGCCAUGUUCGAGACGGCAAAAAACAAAAGCCCGUCGAAAAGCGUAGACGUCGUCAUCGCGAACGCUGGUAUUAGUCGAAGUUCGGGAGACAGUCUAUGGAAUCUGGAUGACUCUAAUGGGGAGCCAGUCAAGCCUAAUCUCAACAUCGUCGAUGUCAAUCUCAAGGGUUCCUUCUACACUUGGAAACUGGCAGUUCACUACUUCAGACAGCAGCCAGAAGCCGAGGAUAGAGACAGAUGCUUCAUCAUCACAGGAAGCAUGGUUGGCUGGAUUGACUCCCCAGGAAAUUGGGAGUACACUUCCACCAAGUACGGCCUCCAUGGAUUCAUGAGAACCGCCAGACGCUCUAGCUGGGAGCAAGGCAUCCGGAUCGUCUAUGUGGCCCCGUGCUGGAUCAAGAGCGCGAUCCGCACUGCAGAGUACGAGAAGUGGCUGAUCGACCAUGGUGUCGAAUUUGGGGAGCAAGAGGAUGUGGCAAACUGCAUGAUGAGAGUUGCUUGCGAUAAGUCCAUCAACGGGCGCUCUUUGAUGAUCACACCAAGAACCAUUGCGAAAGAGGGCUACAUGGAUAUUGACCGAGACGACUACAAGGAUGUGCCAGAAGACAGGUAUCUAGACAAGGUGCAAAAGGCCCAACUCGUCAUUAUUGAGGACAAGUGGAGAGACGAUUAUAAAGUUAGAGUCUAUAAGGAUUAA